Molecule: messenger RNA, 1761 nt
Organism: Exophiala bonariae
Lineage: Eukaryota; Fungi; Ascomycota; Eurotiomycetes; Chaetothyriales; Herpotrichiellaceae
Exons: 2
Coding region: 1-1761 (586 amino acids)
Source: RefSeq, a predicted model, not a curated record
AUGGCAUCAACAGGAGUUACCGACAAAGCUGACUUAGUGGUCAUAGGUAGUGGAUGGAACGGCCUUUGCUCGGCCAAGACAUACCACCAGUGCCACCCACAAGCAAAUGUGAUCGUUCUAGAUGACCAGCCCACCAUUGGUGGAGUCUGGGCUGAGCAUCGCUUGUAUCCUGGACUCAAGACCAACAACAUGAGAGGCAACUACGAAUUUGGAGAUUUCACUUUUCAACAAGCGGGUUUGGACGUCAAGCAUGGGGUGCACAUUCUGGGUGACGAAGUCCACGAAUAUCUGAAAAGAUAUUCCCAGCACUUUGACAUCUAUCAACAUAUCCGAUUCAAUGUUAAGGUCAUCUCGGCUGAGCAUCUUUCCGACAGUCGCGGUUGGCUGCUUUCCACCACAGAGAAGAAUAGCCACAAGAUCAAGCAGAUCUUGACGAGAAGGUUGAUUGUUGCUACAGGUCUUACUUCGGACGCCUUUGUUCCACAAAUUCCUGGCAGUGACACCGAUGGAGCGCCACCCAUGGUACAUGUCAAAGAUUUCCAAGAUCGUUCUGACCAACUAUUCAAGUCCGCCAAAAGAGCAACCAUUCUCGGAGGUACCAAAUCAGCAUGGGAUGCGUCAUAUGCAUUUGCAACUGCAGGUAUUCCCGUGGACUGGAUUAUCCGAGAGUCUGGACAUGGUCCUGUCUGGAUGUCACCUGCAUUCUUUGAUAAGAAGCGGGAUAUAUUGUUGGAACGCCUGGUCCACACCCGUGCAGUUAGCCUUUUCAGCCCUUGCGCCUGGGGAAAUGAAGACAACUAUGGCUGGGUGCGUCGGUUUUUGCACAAUACUCGCAUUGGACGUUGGUGCGUGAGCAAGUACUGGGGAUAUAUGCAGCAUCGACUGGUCCGCACGAACGGCUACGGAGAGCAUGACGAGGUCAAGAAGCUGCAACCCUGGGUGGACAUCUUUUGGAUUGCCGGGUCUUUAAGCAUCCUAAACUACAAGUCAAACUUCUUCGAUCUGGUUCGCUCUGGUAUGAUUAAAGUCCACAUAGCCGACAUUUCAGAACUCGGAGAUCAUGAGAUCCAUCUCUCCAACAACUCGAUCAUCCCAUCCGACGUUCUUAUCUGCUCAACGGGCUGGCGACAUCGGCCAGCGAUCGAGUUUCUACCGAAAGGCAUUGAGUUCAGUUUGGGUAUCCCAACAUCAAGCUCAAAUCCAGAUCCCCAAUCGGUGGCUAAAGUAGAUGCUGAAUUGAUGGAGAGAUUCCCGGCUUUGCGAAAGCAACCCACUCUCAACUCACGGUACAAACCCAUGGGAGGUGUCAAACCUAGUGAAUCCUUGGCGGAGCCUUAUCGGUUGUACCGAUUCAUGGUGCCUCCCACUCUGUAUGAGGAGAGAAGUAUCGCAUUUGCCGGUAUUGUGCAGUCUAUCAGCACCGUCUACAUUGCAAUGGCCCAGGCGCUAUGGGUGACGGCUUAUUUUGAUGGUUUCAAGCCAUCUCUACUUGUCGCCUGCAAGAGCGAGGAGGAUCAGAAGAAAAAGAUCAAGUGGGACACACUUCUUCACACGCAGUAUGGCAAAUGGCGCUGUCCUGGCGGCUACGGCUCUCGGUUUCCUGAUUUUGUCUAUGAUGGAAUUCCAUACCUUGAUCUACUAUUGCGAGAUCUUGAAUUGAAGAAUAAGAGAAAGAGCAGUCUCUGGAAAGAGUUAUUCGAACCGUAUCUCACCACGGACUAUGCUGGUUUGGUAGACGAGUGGAGAAUCAAAAGUGCAUAA